Molecule: messenger RNA, 5166 nt
Organism: Cryptomeria japonica (Japanese cedar)
Lineage: Eukaryota; Viridiplantae; Streptophyta; Pinopsida; Cupressales; Cupressaceae
Product: alpha-glucan water dikinase, chloroplastic
Exons: 33
Coding region: 508-4722 (1404 amino acids)
Biological process (GO): phosphorylation
Molecular function (GO): kinase activity; ATP binding
Source: RefSeq, a predicted model, not a curated record
UAAUACUGUAAUUCACGUUAAUUUAAUCUUUUUGCCUCAAAGUAUCAGCAUAUGAUUUGAAAACCAUCUCUGGUUACCAACUCUUACUAGCUUUCCCUUUGCAAGGGUAUAAACAUAAAUUUAUCCUUCUUGAAUCAUCUGACUGUAAAGGAGUGUGGGUGGUUCAAUUUUGAGUUGUUAGAUCCGUGGUAUACAAUUUUCGUUUUAAAUUUUGAACACGUUGAGAUUCUUUUGGUGCUAGGAAUUCAAGGCAACACAAUUAGUAGUCCUGCCAUGUCAAGCUUCUGCGAGUUUAAUAGCAUUUUUUGUAAUCUUGCUCUCUUUCUGGAUCGAUAAAUACUAGUGUUUGGGCUUUCAAAUGUCAGCAUAAUGGUCUGACAUUCAUUUCUGGCUACCGAAUAUUACAGCCUUUUCAGUUUGUCCUGAGAGAGUUUUGGUGUAAAAUAAGGCUUUGAGGCUUGAACAAUUAAGAGCUUGUUCUGACAUAGGAAGAAGGAGAAAGUCAAAAUGCUUGGAAAUGGUUUGCUUCAGCCAGCAAUAAGCAGGCUACCAUCUGCAUAUCUUGGUUCUUCUACAGGACAUGUUAUGAAUGGUAUUUCUAAAGAUUCUUCAAAUCCAUCAGUUCAUCGGUCCUCAAAGCCUCUUCUUAGCAUUAAAUUGUUUGACAACAGUCUACAUUUAGCAAACAAAAUUUCUUUCAAAGGAACCUUGCGUGGAACUUGGACUGGGCCUCGUGCAAUCUUAGCAACAGAUCCAGCUUCUACUGAGCAGCUUAUUGAGACAUUUGACCUUGAUGACCAGUCUCAGCUGCAGGUGAACAUCAUUAAGUCUACAGGUGAAUCUCCAGCAAAGAUUAAUUUGCAGGUUACAAAUAGCAGCCCAUGCUUAGUUCUUCAUUGGGGUGCAGUGAGGAGUGGCGAGAACAGAAAUUGGAUACUUCCAUCAUAUUGUCCCAGUGGAACAACAAAUUAUAAAAAAAGAGCUUUGAGAACUCCUUUCACAAAGUCUGGGGAUAAAUCUUUGUUGACAAUUGAGAUACGUGACUCAAACAUAGCCUCAGUUGAAUUUCUUUUGUAUGAUGAAUCCAGAAACAAUUGGUUCAAAUUUGAAGGACAGAACUUCCACAUUGACUUGCCUAGGAGUGAGGGGGAAAUAUCUCAAAUAUCAAUUCCUGAAGACCUUGUACAAGUCCAAGCUUAUUUGCGAUGGGAACGAAAAGGCAAGCAAAUGUAUACCCCGGAGCAGGAAAAGGAUGAAUAUGAGGCAGCUCGGAAGGAUUUACAAGAUGAAGUUGCCAAGGGUGUUUCUGUUGAAGAGAUUAGAGCACAGCUUCAGAGAGGUGCAAAUUUGGGCAAGGAUUCUUCAAGUCAAAAGAUACCAAAAGACACACAAAAGAAAGUUGUUGAUAGAGUAGGGAAGUCUACCACCCCUCAACGCAUUCAACGGAAAAAGCGUGAUGUGCUUCAAAUACUCAAUAAAUUUCCACAGAAAACAGAAACUGUCAAAGUAUCUGCUGUGGAAAGAGAACUCAGUGCACUUGAGCUGUGCUCAAAGGUUAUGGAAGAACUGGAUGCUGGAUCUGUUCUUCAAAAGAAAAUAUAUAAGCUGGAUAACAAAGAACUCCUGGUUCUUAUAACAAAUCCACAAGGCAGAGUCCGUGUAAGGGUGGCCACAAAUAUGGAAGGACCACUUGUUCUACACUGGGGACUAUCAAAAAAUUCAGCCAGGGAAUGGGCAGCACCUCCAUUGGAUAUUAUACCUGAAGGAUCAAGUAUUCUGCAACUAUGUUGUGAGACAACGUUUAGGGAAGGAUUUGCUUUGGAUCCAUCUCUACGGUCUGUUGAGAUUGAGAUUGGUGAGCGUAGCUUUAUUGGAAUGCCUUUCGUUCUUCGUUCAGACAGUAAUUGGAUCAAGGACAAUGGUUCAGACUUCUAUUUUAGUCUGAGAAAAAAAGAUAUUAAACCAGUAAAGGCACAAGGAGAUGGAAAAGGUACUGCCAAACAGGUAUUGGAUGCAAUUGCAGAAAAAGAGAGUGAUGCAGAAAGGUCAUUAAUGCAUAGGUUCAAUAUUGCAACAGAGUUGUUGAAACAAGCGAAAGAUGAAGGUGAGCUUGGACUGGCUGGGAUCCUUGUUUGGAUGAGAUUCAUGGCAAGCAGGCAGCUUACAUGGAACAAAAACUACAAUGUGAAACCUCGUGAAAUUAGUAGUGCUCAAGACCGUCUGACAGAUUUACUGGAACAAGUUUUUGAAGAUCAGCCUCACAAUCGGGAAAUUGUGCGCCUUAUUAUGUCAACUGUUGGUCGUGGGGGUCAAGGUGAUGUUGGACAACGUAUCCGAGAUGAAAUCUUGGUGAUACAGCGAAACAAUGACUGCAAGGGGGGAAUGAUGGAAGAGUGGCACCAGAAGUUACACAAUAACACAAGUCCAGAUGAUGUAGUCAUCUGCCAGGCCCUUCUCGAUUAUAUCAAGAAUGACUUUGAUAUUAAAUUUUAUUGGAAUACAUUGAACUCUAAUGGUGUGACAAAGGAGCGCCUUGCAAGUUAUGAUCGCCAGAUUUGUUCAGAGCCACAUUUCAGGAGAGAUCAGAAGGAAGGUCUUAUUCGUGAUUUAACGGCAUACAUGAGAACAUUGAAGGCAGUUCACUCGGGUGCAGACCUUGAAUCUGCCAUUGCAACUUGUAUGGGUUAUUCUGCAGAGGGUAAAGGUUUUAUGGGUGGAGUUCAGAUACGCCCCAUUAGUGGAUUAUCACCAGAACUUCCAGGACUUCUAAGAUAUGUUCUAGAGCAUGUGGAAGAUAAGAAGGUUGGCCCACUUCUGGAGGGAUUAUUGGAAGCACGGUUUGAGCUCCGGCCUAGCCUUCUUAAAAAACACGAUCGACUUAAGGAUAUUAUAUUUUUAGAUCUUGCUCUCGACUCAACUGUUAGAACUGCUGUUGAAAGGGGAUUUGAGGAGCUGAAUAAUGCCCAACCAUCGGAUAUAAUAUAUAUUAUUUCCAUUGUUCUUGAAAACUUAUGUUUAUCAUCAGAUAACAAUGAAGAGCUCAUCUACUGCAUAAAGGACUGGUACCAUACACUCCAUUUGUGCAAGUCUAAAGCAGAUCAGUGGGCACUUUAUGCAAAGGCUGUGCUUGAUCGGACAAGACUUGCACUUACAGAGAAAGCUGAACACUACCAGAAGAUCUUGCAACCAAGUGCUGAGUAUCUCGGAGGCUUGCUUGGAGUAGAGCAGUGGGCGAUAAACAUCUUCACUGAGGAAAUGAUACGGGCUGGCUCAGCUGCCUCUCUUUCCUUGCUUCUUAACCGUCUUGAUCCUAUUCUUCGAAAUAUUGCACAUCUUGGCAGUUGGCAGGUGAUCAGUCCAGUUGAGGUGCGUGGAUUUGUUGUCACUGUUGAUGAAUUGGCUACUGUUCAAAAUAAGGUUUAUGAACAAAAAACAAUCUUAGUGGCAAGAAGAGUGAAGGGAGAGGAAGAAAUUCCAGAUGGUGUAGUUGCUCUUUUGACUCCUGACAUGCCAGAUGUUUUAUCACAUGUUUCUGUGCGAGCAAGAAAUAGCAAGGUGUGCUUCGCAACAUGCUUUGAACCAAAUAUUCUUGAUGACCUUCGAUCAAAGGAAGGAAAGGCAUUGUCCAUACAGCCUACUUCAUCUGACUUAGUUUACACUGAAAUCGAGGAUGAUAGUGUGUCGGUGGCUUCUGGAAAUUCACCCGUGGAUGAGGUGUUUCCAGGAAUAUCACUAAAAAAAAAACAUUUUAAUGGAACAUACGCAAUCUCAGCUGAUGAAUUUUCCAAUGAACUUGUGGGGGCUAAAUCACGUAAUAUUGCGUAUUUGAAGAGCACUUUCGGAACAUCAUGGAUACGAGUUCCUGAGUCGAUUGCACUUCCUUUUGGUGUUUUUGAGAAGGUUCUAUCAGAGGAAAUGAACAAGGAUGUUGCUGAGAAGAUAGCAGCUCUCAACUUAAUUGUAGCUCAAGGGGACUUUCAGAAACUCCAUGACAUUCGAGAAACUGUUCUGCAGUUGAAAGCACCUCAUCAACUAGUUGAUGAGCUGAAAAACAAAAUGAAGACUGCAGAUAUGCCAUGGCCUGGUGAUGAAGGUGAAAGGAGGUGGCAACAAGCUUGGAUGGCAAUUAAAAAGGUCUGGGCUUCAAAGUGGAAUGAAAGAGCCUAUUUUAGUACUCGAAAGGCAAAAAUAGAUCAUAAUGACUUGUGCAUGGCUGUUUUGGUUCAAGAAGUAGUCAACGCAGACUAUGCAUUUGUCAUUCAUACGGUGAACCCAUCGACAGAAGAUUCGUCAGAGAUUUAUGCUGAGGUUGUAAAAGGUCUGGGAGAAACACUUGUUGGUGCAUACCCUGGUAGAGCUAUGAGUUUUGUUACAAAAAAGUCAGACUUGAGUUCUCCAAAGAUAUUGGGAUACCCUAGCAAACCAAUAGGUCUCUUCAUCAAACGGUCAAUAAUCUUCAGAUCUGAUUCAAAUGGUGAAGAUCUGGAAGGUUAUGCUGGUGCUGGUCUUUAUGACAGUGUGCCUAUGGAUGAAGAGGAGAAAAGAGCGAUUGACUAUUCUUCAGACUUAUUAAUAACUGAUCACAACUUCAGACAAUCCGUACUCUCAAAGAUUGCACUAGCUGGAUUUGAAAUUGAACAACUCUAUAAAUCUCCCCAAGAUGUGGAAGGUGUAAUUAAGAACGGUGAACUCUAUGUGGUGCAGACAAGGCCUCAAAUGUAAAGAUACUUGCCAGGAACAAAAAUCACCUCUGUAUGGCAAAUAGACCAUAUCAUAUGUAGCCAGAAACUAGGCAGAGUUCUUCUUUGAAAGAUGUUUAUACCCAAUAAGUCUGGACUGGAGAAUCUUAGAGUCUGGAGUAAGAGGGUGGUUCAACUUUAUAUCAUCAAUAAUCAUGGUUUCAAUUUUGUAUAGCCUGGCAUUUCCAAGGCUAUACGGAUAAUGAACUAGAUGACAUCUCAAGGUGCAAAGUAAUUUAUGGAUAUGGUUAAUUUCACAGUAUCUAUGCUUUAUUCUGCAAGUUGGCAGAUUCUGUAGUAGUGACUCAUGGCAUCUAUUUUUUAAUUUUUUAUCAUUCCAUAAUAAGCAGAAUCUAGUGUUCUGCAAAUUUUGUACUUAAUUUUUUUUCUAAUAUAUUAUAAACGUAUCAUCUAAUUGUUAAUUUUC